Messenger RNA from Aspergillus ibericus CBS 121593, 1247 nucleotides. RefSeq names its product replication factor C subunit 3. Gene Ontology annotation, biological process: DNA repair; DNA-templated DNA replication. The record is from RefSeq and is a predicted model, not a curated record. The coding region runs from base 51 to 1214 and encodes 387 amino acids. The transcript has 4 exons. NCBI's taxonomy places the organism in Eukaryota, Fungi, Ascomycota, Eurotiomycetes, Eurotiales, Aspergillaceae. Gene Ontology annotation, molecular function: ATP binding; ATP hydrolysis activity; DNA binding. Gene Ontology annotation, cellular component: nucleus; Elg1 RFC-like complex; Rad17 RFC-like complex.
CUGGCUACAUCGAUAUCCGUUCUACACAUUCAUUGUUAGACUGGCACAGCAUGUCCGACUACGAAGAUUCUAUGGACGUGGACGCCCCGUCUAGGGCGAUCCAAUUCAGCUCCGACAAUACGAGUGGAAAGGCAAAGAGAGUGGCUGCGGAUUUGCCAGUGGAAGCUCUGGACAAUCUUCCUUGGGUCGAGAAAUACCGUCCCAACACUCUCGACGAUGUCUCCGGUCACCAGGACAUUCUCGCGACGAUCAACAAAUUCGUCGAUGCCAAUCGCCUACCACAUCUCCUUCUCUACGGGCCUCCGGGAACGGGAAAAACCUCCACAAUUCUUGCGCUCGCACGGCGGAUAUACGGGAACAAGAACAUGCGACAGAUGGUGUUGGAGUUGAACGCCAGUGACGACCGUGGUAUCGAUGUUGUUCGCGAACAGAUCAAGACGUUUGCCAGCACGAAACAAAUCUUCUCCAUGGCCCCUUCGUCUGGGAGCUCCCUCGCAUCUUACAAAUUGAUUGUGCUUGAUGAAGCCGACGCCAUGACGGCCACCGCACAGAUGGCCCUGCGUCGAAUCAUGGAGAAAUACACCGCCAACACACGAUUCUGCAUCAUCGCCAACUACACACACAAGCUGUCACCAGCGCUACUGUCCCGAUGUACCCGGUUCCGGUUCAGUCCGUUGAAGGAGCAGGAUAUCCGGGUGUUAGUGGACCAAGUGGUGGAAAAGGAGCAGGUGAACAUCCAGCCCGAGGCAGUGGACAGUCUAGUCCGAUUGAGCAAGGGUGAUAUGCGUCGUGCGUUGAACGUCCUACAAGCGUGCCACGCGAGCAGCAUACCACUCCCGAUGAAGAAUGCCCCGAAGGAUGAGCCCCGGGCGGAGGCGGAGGUGAUCACGAACGAGACGAUUUACGACUGCAUUGCGGCGCCGCAUCCGUCGGACAUUGAAGAGAUCAUGACGACGUUGUUGUCCACGAGUGAUGUGACGUCGUGUCUGAACACGGUGAAUACGCUCAAGGCGAACAAGGGUCUGGCCCUGGCGGAUAUUCUGUCGGCAUUGGGCGAACAGCUGCAACGGCUGGAGGUACCGGCGCAGACACGAGUGACCUGGUUGGAGGGAUUGGCGGAGAUUGAGUGGCGGUUGUCGGGGGGAGGAUCGGAGACGGUGCAAACGGGAGGAUUGGUGGGAGUGGUACGGAAUGGGUGUGAGUUGAUGGGAUAAUCAAAUAGUAAUAGACAAUACCAUAUACCAGCU